Messenger RNA from Cryptotermes secundus, 2283 nucleotides. It is a transcript of the gene Tfb1, whose product is annotated as general transcription factor IIH subunit 1. Gene Ontology annotation, biological process: transcription by RNA polymerase I; transcription by RNA polymerase II; nucleotide-excision repair. The transcript is spliced from 10 exons. The coding region runs from base 332 to 1816 and encodes 494 amino acids. The record is from RefSeq and is a predicted model, not a curated record. NCBI's taxonomy places the organism in Eukaryota, Metazoa, Arthropoda, Insecta, Blattodea, Kalotermitidae. Gene Ontology annotation, cellular component: transcription factor TFIIH holo complex; transcription factor TFIIH core complex.
CCGGUUUGUUUCAGAAACUCGUGUCCUAUUCACCAGUUUCGUUGACUGUAAAUUCAGUGUGUGCGAGUAUCGAUCGUGUGUUAUGGCAAUGCAGCAGGGGCGGAGAUGGACUCAGCUGAGUCUGACCAGUUGCGUCUCUGUCUGUGCGGUAUUCCAGUGCAGGCUGUUGGUCGAUGGGGAUGUGCCUCUGCGUUAUGUAUGUCACACAUGGCUCCCGUCGAGGUUGUAGGGGUUGUGAGUCGUUCUGCAGGAAAUUAAGUAUUUGCCCUGCAGGUUUUCGUAAUAAUGAACCUGCUGCAAUACUGAGAAUUUGGGACACUUGGGAACCACCAUGACUACAUCUUCAGAAGAUGUUCUAUUGCAAGUGGGACAGGUUCGUUACAAGAAAGGAGAUGGGACCCUGUAUGUGAUGAAUGAGCGCCUGGCUUGGAUGAUGGAUCACAGGGAUACUGUCUCUGUGAGUCAUAGAUACACCGAUAUUAAAACACAAAAGAUAUCACCAGAGGGGAAACCAAAAAUCCAACUUCAAGUCUGCCUUCAUGAUGGAUCUUCGUCGACAUUUCAUUUUGUAAAUCGCUUGGGACAGGGAGCUCAGGUGAAGGACCGGGACGAUGUUAAGGAACUUCUGCAGCAACUUCUACAGAAAUUCAAAUGUGAAAUCAACAAGGAGCUAGAAGAGAAGAAUAGGCUGCUGUCUGAGAAUCCGUCACUCCUGCAGCUGUAUCGUGAUCUGGUCAUGACGCAUGUGAUAUCAUCUGAAGAAUUCUGGUCACAACAUGCCUUGCAGUAUAUGCAGAAACAUCAAAGUCAGAAACAGGAUAUUGGAGUAUCAGGGGCAUUUCUGGCAGACAUUAAACCUCAGACAGAUGGCUGCAAUGGACUGAAGUACAAUCUUACAGCUGACAUUAUUGAAUGUAUUUUCAAGACAUAUCCAGCAGUAAGAAAGAAACAUCUGGAAUAUGUUCCGCAUAAGCUGACUGAAUCAGAAUUUUGGACAAAAUUUUUUCAGUCACACUAUUUCCAUCGUGAUCGUAUUAAUGCUGGUAACAAGGACUUGUUUACAGAAUGCGCCAAGCUUGAUGAUCAAGAGUUGAAGAAGGACAUUUCUGCUGGAAUUGAAGAUCCACUAGUUGACAUCACUUCAUUUGAAGAUAAAACUUUGGAUGAAGGUUAUGGAACUGGUGGAGACAGAUCAUGUGGCAUACAGAGUGGAAACAUUGUACAUCAGAACAUGAUCAAACGGUUCAACCAACAUUCCAUCAUGGUUCUGAAGGCGUGUCAGCAGAAUACAUUGUGCCACUCUGGCUCAGAACGACUUGAACAAUCAGGGGUACCUGAGAAACAAGCAAGCCAGUCAAAUGAAAGCAGCCCUGGUUGUAGUGAUCACCUGCAUACUGCUAAAAAGCUCCGAAUUCAAGAGAAACUAGUUUACGAUGAUUUGGAAUCUGACAGUAAGAUGCAGCAUCAAGGGACAGAACUCAGUUUGUCCAGAGUUGAGCGGUACCUUCAUGGACCCAUGCCAGGAUCAUGUGAGGAUGUACUAAGUGAAGAUGACAUGCACGCUGUGACAACUCGAUUGCAACGUGAAGCAGAGAGCUGGUGUUCAGUUUCACGACCUCAGCCAACUGCGUUAGUCAAUCCAGCUGCCGCUGUGAGUGCUCUUGGUGAGCUUACACCAGGUGGUGCACUUAUGAAAGGUUUUGAAGAGGAGUCGCUGGCUCUUAAAAUGACCAUCUUCAGAAGGAUAUUAUCAACACAUAGGGAUAAUAUGUACUAUUACCAUGUCAUAAAUAUGAAUAUUAUAUCUUUUAACUAAUUCUAACAUGUACAUUGAUUUUUGAAAACAUCUACAAAUUAUUGCAAUAAGUCUGUUUACAAAGUAGUGUACAAUAUUUGUUUUAAUCUAUAGCCAAUUUGGUUUGUGUCACUACACUUCUCCUUAAUGGAAGCUGAGUAAAUUUCACAGUGUGGUUUUGUUGUUUGAUGAUCGAAGCUCUGCAAUUAUUAUGGGUAUUAUGUAGUGUUUGUAUAAUCCAGAUUUUAUUCAAACAUGAAUUUUUAUUUUUAAUCCCACCUUUGGUGUGGUGGUCCAGUUAUGUAGGCUACGCUGUGUUGUUAUAUUCUAAUGUGUGUUGUGUCGCAUAUUUAUACCCUUUAUGCGUUAAUGACGUUUGUGUGGGCAUAUACUGAUGUUUUAUUAUGAUGUUGAACAUACUACUCUGAUUAUUGCUCUCCUUUGUAUGUUUUUGCUCUUCUAUCAAAUUAUUAAGCUUAUUAAAAUGA